CAACUGGGACGAUGCCGCACGCGAAUUCCCAGGAAGUCAUGGGAUGGAUCGACAAAGCCUGGGUGCAGUGACAAGAGACACCAUCCGCUCGGGAUUCAGAAAGGCUGGACUGAUCGAAACGGAUGCUGAUGACUCUGUAACCAUAGCUACCAUGUCCAUUGCCGUGCCAACACGUGGUGAAGUGGGUGGGAGUGUAGCGGCUCACCUCCAGUGCCAGUUCUGUGGUAGUUUCUCCAAAAGUCAUGCCCAGGAACUGGCCCACAUUGCCGCCACUCAUCCCACCCGCCUGGACUGUGUGUCUGUGGGUCGCCUUGGCAACAUCCUGCUGUACCAGAGCACCGCCCAACUGUUCCACUGCUUCGACUGCUUCUACACGUGCCGUGAUUUCAACAAGCUGUACCAACACAUCAUAACCAAACACUGCAUGAUGGAGAAAGGGCCAGCAGGAAGUGGAGAUGGAGAAGAGGGUGACAGAAGGGAGCAGAAAGUAGGGGAGGAUGAAGUGCAGCAGCAGGAGGAGGAGGAAAAAGAAGGUAGCCCUAUUAAUUGUGCUGAGGACAAAGGUAAGGAGGAGGAAGGAGAUAAGACAGAGGGAAAAACAGGAGAGGGGGAGGUGGGAAGGGAGAACAAGGAGAAGGAUGAGGGAACUGAUACACAAGCGAUGAAGUCGCCAAAGACUACUCGUGACCUGCGGACAUCAGUACUUCGGUUCGACGGUUACUACUACGGCUGCAUGAUCUGCGGCUGGAAACAUCAGCUGAAGUCUGUGGCCGCCAGCCACGUGGUGCGGAAACACGACAUCCCCAAAGCCUACGGUGCCCAGGCCAUCACGCAGGACGCUGCCAUUGGACAGGCCCAGAGCCGUGGCGCUGAGGAGGAGGACAAGGUAGUCCUCCCAAACAUACUGAGGGUGAGGACAAAGAUGCAAAGGAGGGAGGAGAAAAGACAGAGGGUGAAACAGGAGAGGGGGGAAGGUAUGCCUCUGAAACGAAAGAGGAGCAGUGAGGAGGAAGGUAAGGGGGACACAGGAGAGGAGGGGGAAGACAUAGCUCUUAAACGAAACAGGAGCGAGGAGGGGGAAGGUAAAGGGGAGGCAGGAGAGGAUGGGGAAGGUAAGGGGGAGGUAGGAGAGGAUGGGGAAGGCAUAGCUCUUAAAGGAAUCAGGGGCGAGGAAGAGGAAGGUAAGGGGGAGGCAGGAGAGGAAGAGGAAGGUAAGGGGGAGGCAGGAGAGGAAGAGGAAGGUAAGGGGGAGGCAGGAGAGGAAGGGGAAGGUAAGGGGCAGCAGGAGAGGAGGGGGAAGGCAGGAGAGGAAGGGGAAGGUAAGGGGCAGGCAGGAGAGGAAGGGGAAGGUAAGGGGCAGGCAGGAGAGGAAGGGGAAGGUAAGGCAAGAGAGGAGAAUGAUGAGCGAAAUGACGCACAAGUGACAAAGUCGCCAAAUUCAAAGUCUACCCGUGACAUGCGGAAAUCGGUCCUUCUGUUCGACGGUUACUGUUACUGCUGCACGAUCUGUGGCUGGAAACAUCAGCUGAAGUCUGUGGCUGUCAGCCACGUGGUGCGGAAACAUGACAUUCCCAAAGCCUACGGCGCCCAGGCCAUCACACGGGACACCGCCAGUGCUGCCGCGGCCCUCAGACAGACCCAGAGAGGCUGCGCUGAGGAGGAGGAGGUGCUGACCGGAGAGAUGUUAAAGCAGGAAAUGGAAGCCACCUCCAGAGUCAUCAACUACACCUCCAGCCGCUUCGUCUGUUUGAUCUGUGGCUGGAAGACCAAACUGAAAGGUUUUGCCAUCAAUCAUGUGAUGCGCAGUCAUGAGGUGGAGCGUCCGUACAGGUGUAAGGAGUGUCGGCGCGCCUUCUUCCUUCCCAGCCGGCCUUGCAGCAGCACAUCAGGACGGAGCACCGGCCCGGACGCUACGCCUGCCCCUUCUGCUGCUUCAGGUCUCACUACCUGGGAGGUUUCAGGAGGCACUGCAGCCGCUGCAACGCCCGGGGGGAGGAGGGGGGAGGAGGAGGAGGAGGAGUGAGGGAGGAGGAGGA
Thalassophryne amazonica is the source of this 2036-nucleotide messenger RNA. Its product is annotated as spore wall protein 2-like. The record is from RefSeq and is a predicted model, not a curated record. The transcript is spliced from 4 exons. Bases 44 to 2023 code for a protein of 659 amino acids. NCBI's taxonomy places the organism in Eukaryota, Metazoa, Chordata, Actinopteri, Batrachoidiformes, Batrachoididae.